ACUCCCUCCCUUCCCUGUUGGAUGAUGAAUGUAGUGAAACCUGCAGAUCUGUUGGGCUGCAGUGGGGAGAGGAGCAGAGGAACCAACACGAAUCAUGUCAGCAUCCGGGGGACCCCCUCCAAGUAGCAACCGCAAGCUUCAACAGACCCAAGCACAAGUAAAUGAGGUAGUGGAUAUCAUGCGGGUAAAUGUGGACAAGGUUCUGGAUCGAGAUCAGAAGCUGGCAGAGUUGGAUGACCGAGCAGACGCUCUCCAAGCUGGAGCCUCCCAGUUUGAGACCAGUGCAGCCAAACUGAAGCGGAAGUAUUGGUGGAAUAACUGCAAGAUGAUGAUUAUCGUGGGAGUGUUGUGUGCAAUAAUGUUCAUCAUCCUCAUCAUUUAUUUCUGCACCUGACUUUGGUGUUCCUUUCUCUCGUCUUUCCGUUUUUUCCAUGGUUAUGUUGUUCUUGUGUUUUCUCACCACUCCCUGACCUCAGCAGUAUCUUGCAAAGAUUCCAGACAUCUAACAACAGAUUUAACCUGCUGGGACACAGUUAGAUAACCAGAAACAAACCACACAGAAGACUCCUACUGGCUCUAGAAAAUCCCACCCAUCAUGAGUGCUACAUAGGAGGCACCUUGGCACCCGGGACAGAAGCUACAGACAUUCUCACCUAGCUCAUAUAACUUUAAGGCUCUUAUAAUCCAAAGGGUGGACAGAAAAUUCAGCUCCAUUUUUUAGCUAGAUGUUUUGGCUCCAAGACAAGAAGAGAGUGUUGCAGCUUGUUUUGAUAUAAGGAACCCAAUUUAUGUUGGCAACAGAGCUAUAAAUGUGCAGAAUGGGGCUAAAUGGUUCAGACCACAAAAAAGACUUGCUUAGGUGCUGCAACUUCAGUGACUCUGUAGUAUUUGCACUAUGUGGGCACUAUCUGGGCAUAGCUAUAGGGAUUGGGCUCUUGGGUCUAACAAGUUCUUUCACUACAAGGAAUAGAAAAUCUGUAAUAUGAAUGGGCUUUUUUUUAUAAAGAAUGGGUUAGGAGAAAGAAAGAAAAUGUUCUUCAUUAUGGGCAGUUUGGUGGUAUUCGUGGACACCCUUUCACCUGAUGGUCCCAUUGUCCUUUUCUCUCUGUUCUGAAGCAGAUUCAUGGUUGUAAAAUGUGCCAUAAUCCAAAUAAAAUUUGUCUUGUAUGCCUAA
Molecule: messenger RNA, 1174 nt
Organism: Xenopus laevis (African clawed frog)
Lineage: Eukaryota; Metazoa; Chordata; Amphibia; Anura; Pipidae
Gene: vamp1.S
Product: vesicle-associated membrane protein 2
Exons: 5
Coding region: 95-394 (99 amino acids)
Source: RefSeq, a predicted model, not a curated record